This is a messenger RNA of Kluyveromyces lactis, 2190 nucleotides long. It is a transcript of the gene RSM22, whose product is annotated as tRNA methyltransferase RSM22. NCBI's taxonomy places the organism in Eukaryota, Fungi, Ascomycota, Saccharomycetes, Saccharomycetales, Saccharomycetaceae. Gene Ontology annotation, molecular function: methyltransferase activity; structural constituent of ribosome. The transcript has a single exon. The record is from RefSeq and is a predicted model, not a curated record. Bases 1 to 2190 code for a protein of 729 amino acids. Gene Ontology annotation, biological process: translation. Gene Ontology annotation, cellular component: mitochondrial small ribosomal subunit.
AUGUUACGUUGCAGUCGAACGCUUAGCCCUCGAAUAUUCACUCGUAUUCCUGUGUCAAGGUACUCUUCACUGGCCGAUUUCCCGAUUAACGUUAAUGAUUUAGAUGCAUCUACAAGAGAUAAUGCGCCAACCAGUUUUGGUUCUGUUGUUGAUGACUCUCAGAAAGAUAACGCAAUAGUUAUAGAGAGAGAUCAUUUGCUUUCGGAUAAGGUUAAAGGAGAUUACAGAGAUCAAAAUGGGAAUCAUUUACAAGGUGAAAAUGCAGAGGAGGCAAGACUUCUACCCAAAACUCUUGAAGGACGGGUAUUGAGAGAUCAGAUCCAAUUGCCGUCUGUGAUGAGUCAAGCAAUCCAGAACAACAUAAUGUCUCUACAUAUACCUGGUAAUCUAAGAAGAGCCGCAUCCAAAUAUUUCGUGGAGUUAUACGAAAGCUCCCUUCAUCGACCUACAUCAUCGAACAUCGAAGUGGAUUCUCAUAUCGCAUCAAUCUUUGUGCAGAAUUAUGCUGCCAUAUAUCAAUCUUUAUCAGAACUUAAGAAAAGGGUAGGGGAGAGUUUCAAUCCUCAAAGAGUAUUAGAUGUUGGUUAUGGGCCAGCCACUGGUAUUGUUGCUUUGAACGAUUUAAUGGGAAAAGAGUACAGACCCAGAGUGAAAGAAGCCACUAUCAUAGGUCAUAUUGAGAUGCAAAAGAGGGCAAAAAUAAUUUUGAGUAGACAAUUGAAUGAAAUUCCAGACGACAUGUUAUACGGGGAAGAAGAGCCCACUGAGAAUGUCGAAACGAAAGAAGAAGAAGCUGACAAUAUCGAAGGAGAUGACGAGAUGUUGGGAGAAGUAGCUACGAAGAGUAUUCAUAUUAACACGAGGUUGCGUAAAGAUGUUCCUGGUUCCAACGAAUACGAUUUGAUCAUCCUAACUCAUCAGCUCUUAAGACACCAGGAAAGAUUCCCAGCCCAAAUCGAUGACAACUUGGAUCAUUAUUUGAAGCUUCUUUCCCCGAACGGACAUCUAGUUAUAGUAGAAAGGGGCAAUCCAAUGGGUUUUGAGAUUAUUGCAAGGGCAAGACAGUUCAUGAUCAGACCUGAAAAAUAUCCUGAAGAACACGGGAAGAUUCCAAGACCCUGGAAUAGAGGUAAUAAGAUGAUGGGCAGAACCAGUUAUCGUUCAGUGCCUGUUGAGAACGAAGAGCCCACACUUGAAUCCUUAAACAUAAAUGAUGACGAAUAUAAACAGUUAAUGGAAAACUUGGAUGCCAAAUAUGGAGAAAUAAACAAACAAGAUUUAGAAUUCGAACCAGAACUUCUUGAAGCCAUUGAAAAGGAAGAUUCCAAAAGAGGAACAUCUAGUGAUGAAGAAAGUUAUUUCAUCAAGAUCGUUGCACCUUGUUCACACCAUAGAAAAUGUCCAUUACAGAUAGGGAAACCUCAUUAUUACGAUUUAGAUGAAGGUUCGAAAUUGAAUUUCUGUAAUUUCCAAAAGACUGUACUAAGGCCAAGAUUUACUAUUGAAUUAAAGAAGGGCAAAGUGCUUGCUGCACCAUGGCAAACUCCAACUGAUGGUAUCGGUAUCAAGGGGAAAUCUGCACCAGGCUCAGGUAGAAGAAAUGGUAAGAGUUUUGAGAUUAUAAACUAUUCAUAUUUGAUUGCCCAAAGAUCUUCAAAAGAUCGAGCCACGACUGAAGCAAUAAAUCGUGAAAGAGAAGAAAAUAAGAUUAAGUACGAUAUUGGCUCAUUGGGAGAUGAAACUGCCAAUACGUGGCCUAGAAUCGUUAAACAACCUACUAAGAGAAAAGGACAUGUGAUUCUCGAUCUCUGCGCACCAUCUGGUAAAUUUGAGAAGUGGAUUGUCCCAAAAUCCUUAGACAAACAGAUAUAUCACGAUGCUAGAAAGACUCAAAAGGGAGAUUUGUGGACAUUAGAUGCAAAGACGAAACUAGCAGGCGGAGGUGCCUUAAAUGUAAAUAAAUUUGAGAAACUGCAUAAGGAAAAGAUCAAGAAGAUGAAGAGAGCUGUGAAAUCAAAAUCACGUGAAUUGAAAGACAUGGCAAAUCAAUUAGACAAUGAAAGAGAACAUAUGGAUCCCGAAUCAGCUGUUGAUACGUUAGCUAAAUUCCAUGAGCACAAUUUCCAGUUAUCGAAUGCAAAGAAGGAGAAGAAAUAUGCCAACCGGAAAUUGGCAGUGGAUGAGUAUUAA